ACGCGGUUGCAUGCCGGACCCUUGAUCUGCACGAGACUUGACGUUCCGCGAAGUUUAUUUCUACUCUCGCGCCGCCCGUGUAACGUUUCGACGAGGCUGAUUGACCUUUCUCCACACACACACACACUCCUGCUCUCCACGCUGCACAUCGCCCAGUAUUUAUCGCGGCGCCUCACCCGCCCCACUGAGUUUGGAACGCACCUUCACCUUUCACUCAACAGGGUCUUUCAACAGACCCCCAGCAAUCGCAAUCAUGCUCACAAUGUACUCCGGUUCCAAGAUUACAGAGCUCCCGCCUGGAGUUUCUGCGUCGCCGUCCCCCCAGCUGCGCCACAGAGGCACAUCGACCCAAUCCGUCCCCACGAUCGAACACACACAAACAUGCGACUCCCGCGAAGAGAGAAGGCGCGUGCACCAUGAAGCCGAUGUCGUCAUCAUCGGCGCGGGUAUCGUGGGGUGCGCAGCUGCUGUCGCAUUCGGCAAGCAGGGCAGAAGCGUCAUACUACUAGAGAAGAGCCUGAAGGAGCCAGACAGGAUUGUAGGAGAGCUGCUACAGCCCGGUGGUGUCAAUGCUCUGGAGAAGCUGGGCAUGAGGGAUUGCCUCGACGACAUUGAUGCGAUACCCUGCCACGGCUACCAGAUCUUCUACGGCAAAGAGGAGGUCCACAUUCCCUACCCCGAUAACCUCAUCACCUCCGGGCCCUCGAAAGCACCCGAAGGACGCUCCUUCCACCACGGCCGCUUCAUCUCCAAACUGCGAGCAAAGGCCCAGUCCACACCCAACGUCACCGUCGUCGAAACCACCGUCACAUCCGUCGUCAAGAGCGACUUUACGGGCCAAGUCGUAGGCGUAUCAUGCAAAACCGCCGGAGAGCAAGACUACUACUUCGGCGCCGUAACCCUCGUAGCCGACGGCUACGACUCCAAGUUCCGCAAAGAAUACAUCCCCAACCAACCCCAAGUGCGCAGCAAAUUCUGGGGCCUCGAAAUGAUCGACGCCGAGCUCCCCAUGCCCAACCACGGCCACGUCAUCCUCGCCGACGCACCCCCCAUCCUCAUCUACCAAAUCGGCACGCACGAGACCCGCAUCCUCGUCGACAUACCCAAGGACCUGCCAUCGGCGAGCCCCAAGAACGGGGGUGUCAAGAACCACAUGCUCAAUGUGGCGCUGCCCCAACUCCCCACCUGCGUCCAGCCCGCUUUCCGCAAAGCAAUCGAAGCGGGUAAACUGCGCUCCAUGCCCAACAGCUUCCUACCCCCUUCGACGCAGAAACAAGCCGGUCUCAUCUUCCUCGGCGAUUCAAUGAACAUGCGCCAUCCCCUGACCGGCGGCGGCAUGACAGUAGCGUUCAACGACGUUGUCCUCCUCUCCAACCUGCUCUCCCCCGCCAACGUACCUACACUAGAAGACACUUCAGCCGUCCUCGCCGCCAUGUCGACCUUCCACUGGCGGCGUAAGGACGGGUCUUCCGUCAUCAACAUCCUGGCCAUGGCUCUAUACAGCCUCUUCGCCGCCAACAACCAGUACCUCGAGUUGAUCAAGAAGGGUUGUUUCAAGUACUUUUUGCGCGGCGGAAAGAGCGUCAGUGAACCCUGUGGUAUGCUUGCGGGAUUGAUUACGCGUCCGUGGAUGCUUGUUUACCACUUCUUCUACGUUGCGUUCUACGCGAUUUACGUCAGGUUGCAGGAGGUGCCUAUCUGGAAGACGCCGUACACGAUUAUCGUUGAGAGUGCGAUGGUGGUCUGGACCGCUAUUUGCGUCAUUGGCCCGUACCUUGUUGCGGAGGUGAAGAGGUAGUGAGGCAGAGGGCAAAGAAGAAGUAGAUGGCAUUAUGUAUAUACGCUUCAUGGAGUCACUUUACAGGACUUGUAUAUAGGGGCAUGGGUUGGCGUUCCAGGUAUAAAGCGUGUCUAGAAAAUCCCUUCAUUUUGGGAGGUGGUUCAUAAGUAGUACAUAUAGUUAAUACGUAAUUAUGACACGAAUAGCCUGUAUAUGGGUUUGUUGUU
Messenger RNA from Alternaria rosae, 2007 nucleotides. Its product is annotated as squalene monooxygenase. Gene Ontology annotation, cellular component: membrane; endoplasmic reticulum. Gene Ontology annotation, biological process: ergosterol biosynthetic process. The transcript is spliced from 2 exons. NCBI's taxonomy places the organism in Eukaryota, Fungi, Ascomycota, Dothideomycetes, Pleosporales, Pleosporaceae. The record is from RefSeq and is a predicted model, not a curated record. Gene Ontology annotation, molecular function: flavin adenine dinucleotide binding; squalene monooxygenase activity. The coding region runs from base 254 to 1798 and encodes 514 amino acids.